Messenger RNA from Wasmannia auropunctata (little fire ant), 2421 nucleotides. RefSeq names its product protein hairy (gene hry). NCBI's taxonomy places the organism in Eukaryota, Metazoa, Arthropoda, Insecta, Hymenoptera, Formicidae. Gene Ontology annotation, biological process: regulation of transcription by RNA polymerase II; anterior/posterior pattern specification; regulation of neurogenesis. The transcript has 3 exons. The coding region runs from base 417 to 1514 and encodes 365 amino acids. Gene Ontology annotation, molecular function: DNA-binding transcription factor activity, RNA polymerase II-specific; protein dimerization activity; RNA polymerase II cis-regulatory region sequence-specific DNA binding. Gene Ontology annotation, cellular component: nucleus. The record is from RefSeq and is a predicted model, not a curated record.
ACCCGUACGUUCGCCACUGAAUGUCCCCUCCACCGAAAGCGCCGCCACUAGGCAUUCCACCGGGUGCCACGCUCCGACCGCACGGUAGAAGACGUUUGCCGUUCAUCGAGUUAGUCGAGCUCUGACACCAGUCACGAGCGGUCGCAACUUUGGCAGAGUUCAACUGAAGGAACGAGUAAAGAGUUCACACGUUCUUCAUCACGUUUCCUUCGCCGGUUCAUCGAAUUCAACAUUCGUAUCGCGAUUCCUUCAAUUACUCCGUCGUCCGCAAAGGUCGGCGGACGAAGGGUACAUCGAGAGCGCAGCAGAUUGUUGGAUUAUCAGUGAAGUGAUCGAAACUUCGUUUCGUGCUUCCCUAUCGAUCGGGAUUAUUCGACUUGGAAGUUCUCUGAAUUUUGUGAUACAGAAAAUAAAUAAUGGUGACCGGAGUGGGUGCCACGAUGCCGACGGGCGGUGUCACCGUCGGCGCUACUCCACCCGCGCAACACGUGCCUCAAGAGGCUGGUCAGCCUCCUGCGCAAACUACUCCGACGGCCACAACGACUACGAGAAGAUCUGGAGAAAAUCGACGGAGCAAUAAGCCCAUCAUGGAAAAAAGACGUCGAGCCCGUAUUAACAACAGUUUGAACGAUUUAAAAACUCUCGUUUUGGAAUCUAUGAAAAAAGACCCAGCAAGACAUUCGAAGCUGGAGAAGGCUGACAUUUUGGAGCUGACCGUGAAGCAUUUGGAGACCUUACAACGACAGCAAGUCGCUAUGGCUGCCGCAGCAGAUCCGACCGUCCUCAACAAAUUCCGUGCCGGUUACACGGAGUGCGCUGGCGAAGUUGGCAAAUUUCCCGGUCUGGAUGCUUCAGUGAGGAGACGUCUGAUGGCACAUUUGGCCUCGUGCCUGGGUCCAGUCGAUGCCAGCAACUCCAACGGCCAAACGACGGCACCGACUCAACAGGCUGUCCAACCGGCGCCGCCGACGACGCAAUUGCAAGUGCACAUUCUGCCUCAGCUUGACGCCACGCCGCGCAUUCAAGUCCAGCAAUCAAAUGGCAUUUUCUUUACUAACGCCAACGGUACCGCCCUGCAUCUAUUACCGACCAGACUACCGAAUGGUGACAUCGCUCUGGUGCUUCCGGCGGGAGCGAAGGCGCCAGUCAUGUCGUCACCGUCGUCGUCCCCGGCGCCAAGCUCACCGUUACCAACUCUGAUCCCGAUCCCUCAGAGGACCGCGAGCACCGCAUCCGCAUCGUCGACGAGUUCGUCCAACAGCUCGACGUCCACGUCGGCAGGAAGUCCAGUGGCGUUUGAGGCACCCCCGACGUCGUUCCGCGAGCAAUCCACCGCGUACAGCCCAGCCAACAGCCACAGAGACGUCGCCACGUCUCCGGCAAACGGCUACACCAGCGAGUCGGAGCUCGAUCCGCGUGUCUACACGAGCCCCCCUCUCCAGAAACCUCUCGCGCUGGUGAUGAGGAAGAGCGUGUUGCCGCCGAUCGAAGACAAGCCAUGGAGACCGUGGUAAAAAAAAAACAAUGAAAAAAAGUACGGACACGACAUGUGCGUGAUGAAGUGAUAUAAACUGAUACGUGUCGAUGGUAAUCCGCGGCCGAUCGACCGCGGCCGAAAAACGCGCCGAUUCGACGUGCCGAUUUACGCGCCGUGUAAAAAGAAUUCCGCGGAACGGAAACAUGUUCCUCAUUUACGUAGAUUGUUGUAGAGACGAGCGAUCCGGUCCGUAGCAGGACAUCGCCGUGAAAUUUAGAGGAUCGUUAAGAGACGCGAGUUUAUUCUUCCAAGUGCGCGUGCACAGUCGGCCAGUAGCCAAUGAGGCAGUGCCUUAUUAAAUAGUGCCUUGUAAAUAUAUUGUUAAAUCCCAGCUGAAAACGAGCGCAAAUUGAUUUUUCCCGAACAUCCCGAGAUAUCGCGUCAGUCCUUGUCCUAUUCCGCAUCGCCCUAUCCUUUUCCUUUUCCAUCGAUCCUGUCUGUACAUAAGUUCAUUAUGAAAAUGAAUACUACAUACGUGAAUACUACAUUAUAAAUACUAUAUAAAAUAUAGUAUUCAUUAUAUGAAUACUAUAUUUUAAGUGCCUUACGCAACAAGAAUCACUGAGGUCUUCCAUUCUGUUUCUUGUACGUAAAACUCUAUUGUACGCGACUUGUAGUAUAUCGUUGUAAGUACGAAGAAUGUUUUUAAUUGAUUAUGACUAUUUAGACUUAGGAUUAUGUUAAGGAUUCGAGCGUGUGAGGGUGUGAAUGAGAGAAUUGUACAUAUGAACGAUAAUCGCGAAAGAGAUUUACGACGUUAUUUAUAUUUAUACGAAUGCAAAAAAAGAGGUUACAUUUAUAAUUCCUCUCUAUUAUGAGAAUAGACAACCAACGCUUAUCACUGCAAGAGCAUCAAAUAAAUGUUGAUCUCUUUCUCAAUACAA